Molecule: messenger RNA, 3299 nt
Organism: Carassius auratus (goldfish)
Lineage: Eukaryota; Metazoa; Chordata; Actinopteri; Cypriniformes; Cyprinidae
Product: transmembrane protein 151A-like
Source: RefSeq, a predicted model, not a curated record
UCAGAGUGGAGCACAAGGAGAUCGCUCAGGUGAAAAGAGGCUGAGGUGGAAAAUACGAGAUGCUCGGGAGGAAGAGUCCGAGGAUUCCGUAAUUUCAUCAUUUCGGUUUGUCAUCAGAUUAAAACGUAGAGAAAAUGAUAGAAGAUUAAUCUCGCAGCCACUGAUUACGACACACCGUGAUCGGCAUCCUUCGACAAAAACGACUGCGAAUAUGAUGCACUCGCUGUUAUCCAGCCAUCUCUCCCUCUCGAGCUGGCGAUGCUUUUGUCACACAGGCUGAGGGGAAAUCAAGCGCAUCCUUGAUCCUUGGCCGGAUUAGUUCACAAAAGAAUCGCUGCUGGCGUUAGGUGAUGUGAUAACCUCAAAGACACCGAAAGGAAAGGACGCAUCGUUUUUUGCGGGAUGCUCUUGUGUAGUGAACGUCGCCACCAUAGAAACCUGGUGGCUCUCACCGCUGAUGGGGUGAAAUAGGUUACGAAGAGGUCCUGACGGUGGACCGCAGUGCUAUUUUUCAUCCUGGAGGGUGUAUGCCGUGAUAAUACAUGUUAGUGAAAAAUGCAAGGGGUGACGGUGACGGGAGAAGCGCCCACAUUGAACGGGGGCGGAAGGGAGGAGCAGCGUCCUCUCAAGCAGUCCCUGAGUGGUUCACUGUGCAGAGAGUCCCACUGGAAGUGCCUGCUGCUCACCUUGCUCAUGUACGGCUGCUUUGGCACGCUAGGCUGGUGCUCCCUAUACCGCAUCACCGUAAUUACUUUUGAUGACCAAGCCUACUUCUACAAGGGUAAUGCCCGACUAUACCAUGACAGCCCAUGUUCCAACGGCUAUGUCUAUAUACCUGUAGCCUUCCUGGCCAUGCUGUACAUCGUCUACUUGGUGGAGUGCUGGCACUGCUACUCUAAAACAGCUAACCUUGCUCAGGUGGAAAUCAGUGCGGUGUAUGACAGGAUUCAGAGGUUGCAACAAGCCACACCCUGCAUCUGGUGGAAGGCCAUCAGCUACCAUUACGUACGCCGUACCAGACAGGUGACACGGUACCGAAAUGGAGACGCCUAUACGACUACACAGGUUUACCAUGAACGGGUCAACACGCACGCAGCAAGCUCCGAGUUUGAUUACUCACGUCUCGGUGUCAAAGACGUUUCAAAAGAGCUGCAGGGCCUGUUGGAACAUCCUGUCACUCGCUUGCGCUUCACCAAGUGCUUUAGCUUCGCCAGCGCCCGCGCGGAGACCGGCUACCUCACGCAGCGAGCACGCUUCUUCGGGGACAAUGAGGGUCUGGAUGAUUACAUGGAAGCACGGGAGGGCAUGCACCUUAAAAACGUCGACUUUCGGGAACACAUGCUGGCGUUCCCAGACCCUUCGCGACCUCCCUGGUACACCAGACGCUGGGUCUACUGGCUGGCCUCAGCUUUCCUGCUAUCAUGGCCUCUUCGUGUGAUUGCCGAGUACCGUACUGCAUACGUCCACUACCAUGUCGAGAAACUGUUCGGCGAGAACGAGGACGCAAAUGAUAAUGAUAAUACGGAGACAGGGAAUUACUGUACAGGUUUGGAGCAUGGCACUGGGGGUCCCACUCUGCGGAUCAACACAGUGGAUAUGACUGAACUGGAAUGGCACAUUUGUUGUAACCAGCAGAUGGUACCUAGCUACUCUGAGGCCUUGCUUAUGGAUUUGGAUAUGAAUACAAACACACCCUUGUCGGUUGCAAUGGCUGCACGCAUGCGACGCAAUUCUAGCUACUUCCUUCAGAGCUGCCCCAGGUGCCGGCGCUCAACAAGCAGCUCUUCGCUCCCUUCCUGGUUUAGAGGGAACAUGGCUGCAGGGACAAACUCAUUUCCCAUUAGACCCGGCGGUAGGCUUUCCCUUAGUCGCAGUGGUUUCUCUCUCGGCCGGUUGCAUACUGCAAGAAGCCGCCAUCCCUGCCUGUUUCACUCGAGAAGCAUCGGAGGUGGGAUGGGCGGCCGUGUGGAGGACGGUGGUGGGGGUUUCCUUGGUCUUGGGUUUAGAGUGCCAGAUGAGGAGGAGGGUGUGUUAGAGAGUGAGGGGCUAGAAGAUGACGACGUCGAGGAGACAGGCCAGGAACAAGUGGAAGAGAGAGAGAACGGAGAGGCCAGGGAGGAUGGGAGAGACAGGCCACCCACUUACCAAGAUGCUCUGUACUUUCCUGUGUUAAUCAUUCACGGGGAAGAGAGCUGUCAUGGGGGGCAUGGCAUUGACACAGGUUAAAAGAACCAAUAUGAUGUAAAGAAUGAUUGAAGUGGCUUAUGAAAAGUAGAGGCAGAAUGCUAUCUGGGUGCAAACAGGAGACAAGGAGACUGAGAAGUCGAGGAAGAGAGGGGAGCUUCACCAGAACCAGGAUAGAAAAGUUGAAGAGACUGAAUUUGUGUCUCUGUGUAACACUGAAAGACAACUCUGAAUUUGUUCAUGAAUGUGUUGAAUGUUGUAGGGAUUGAAAUGAAAAAAUGGUCACGUCAUAUCCAUGUCGACUGACAGACUGACCCUAAAUAUAUAUAUGUAGUACAUACCUAGUAGAAAAUACUGAUAGGCAUGGAACAUCAGUGUCCUAUAUCGAUCUUAAUGUCCUAUUAUUGAAAUCUCUGGCAUAUCAUGUCCAUAACAAACUAAACGAUCAGCGUGUCCUCCUUUUGACCAUGGGAGUAAUGUACUUUACAUGAAAAACUUGGUGUCUGCAACCUGCUUUUAACAUUGCAAAGCAGUUUUUGCAACUCCACAUUAAUGUGAAAAAGCCCAUGCUGGUGUAGUUUCGUAAGUCCAUGCGUCAAAAACAUAAAAGUAUCUAGUGGAAAAAGAGACUGAGAUGAGAACUGCAUUAACUGAAGUUCUAAAUAGUCUUUAUAAAGAAGCAAAAAUCACAAUUCAGAUUUAUUGCUAAGGUAGAGGUGAAGAAAACUAAAUUAAAUGGUCCUCAGGGGGUAAAGUAAAAAUAAAAAAUAAAAAAUUGAAUACUAAUAGACCUAAUUCAAAGGAAUGGUAAAAGAUCAAAGAGUGAAUGUAGGCUGGUGAAUUGUAAUCCCUCACUGUUGAAACUGUGCUUUAAUUCACUGUCCUGGCCAAUGACUUCUUUUAAUCUCUUGUUCUUUUUAAUUGCCUGUUAGAAGCACAGUGCUUAUGACUUUACUUAUCUCUGCCUUGGAGGUUUCUUAUGUCAGCCUCAUGUCUACUGCAGCCAAUUGAAAGUAUAUCUGUUCAGUAACUCAAUGUAUUCCUUUUUAUUCUCCUUCAUCUAUCAUGAUGGGGACUUUCCAUUGACUUCUAUUGUUUUUAUAUAUGUAAUUAUA